Molecule: messenger RNA, 2540 nt
Organism: Cololabis saira (Pacific saury)
Lineage: Eukaryota; Metazoa; Chordata; Actinopteri; Beloniformes; Belonidae
Gene: ttl
Product: tubulin tyrosine ligase
Exons: 7
Coding region: 488-1717 (409 amino acids)
Biological process (GO): protein modification process
Source: RefSeq, a predicted model, not a curated record
GCGCUUUAUUUACGUCGUCGUUCCUAGAGAUGACAAGGGUUUGCUGCUGCAAAGCUCGCCGGUGGGAAGCAAGUAGGAGGAUCAAAGAUCAAAUAGACAUAGUUCAUAUUCAACGCGGCCAGUUGGCGUAAUAUUUAUUGUUUUGAGCUUGUAAUUAUGGUGUUUAAAGCGGAUAAAGAGCACUGGCUGCAAGAGGAGACGGGAUGCAAAUGAAUGCAGACGGGACGAGCAGCCGGCACACCCUUGUCUGGGGAGGAAACAUGCAAUAAUCCCCUUUCUCAUGCUUUUAUCUCCUGGACAAGACUUUUCCCCAAGGCUGGUGAAUCGUAGCUUUUGGACAAAGUGAAACUGAAUAUGACUGAGUCAUUAUUAUGGCAGAGAUAACUGGACAAACCUGCAACUAGCUGCACAGAGAAGUCCUGCACAUGCAACAUUCCCCUUCCUCUUUGCCUUCCCUUUUGCGUGUGUUUGCAGUUAUAUUUCCAUCAUGAAUCCCCCGGUGUACACCUUUGUCACCCGCGACGACAACAGCACUGUUUAUGCAGAAGUUUCAAAGAUCCUGCUGAAGACUGGACAGUGGAAGAAGCUGAAAAGAGACAAUCCUAGGUUUAAUUUAAUGCUUGGAGAACGGAAUAGACUGCCCUAUGGACGCCUGGGCCAUGAACCGGGUCUGGUGCAGCUGGUGAAUUACUACAGAGGGGCAGACAAGCUGUGCAGAAAGGCAUCCAUGGUCAAACUAAUAAAGACCAGUCCAGAGCUGUCCGAUUCCAGCAGCUGGUUUCCAGAGUCCUACAUCAUCUAUCCCACCAAUCUCAACACCCCUGUCGCUCCGGCUACGAAUGGAAUCAACCAUCUCAAGAGUAACCCCAAAACAGAUGAGAGGGAGGUUUUCUUGGCCUCUUAUCACACUAAAAAAGAAGCUGGGGAGGGAACAGUCUGGAUAGCCAAGUCCUCUGCUGGAGCUAAAGGUGCUGGUAUUCUGAUCUCCCAUGACGCUAAUCAGCUGCUGGAGUACAUUGACAAUCAGGGACAGGUUCAUGUUAUUCAGAAGUAUCUGGAGAAGCCGCUGCUGCUGGAGCCAGGACAUCGGAAGUUUGACAUCAGGAGCUGGGUGCUGGUGGAUCACCAGUAUAAUAUCUAUUUAUACCGGGAGGGCGUGCUGCGCACCUCGUCUGAGCCCUACAACAGCGCUGACCUGCAGGACAUGACCAGCCACCUGACCAACCACUGCAUCCAGCAGGAGCACUCCCAGAACUACGGACGAUACGAGGAGGGAAACGAGAUGUUCUUUGACGAGUUCAAGCUGUACCUGUUGAACACUCACAGCAUCACCCUGGAGACCACCAUAUUACCUCAGAUCAAGCACAUCAUAAAGAGCUGUCUGUCGUGUAUUGAGCCGGCCAUCAGCACCAAACAUCUGUCCUACCAGAGUUUUCAGCUCUUUGGCUUCGAUUUCAUGGUCGACGAAAACUUCAAAGUGUGGCUCAUUGAAAUCAACGGAGCUCCAGCCUGUGCACAGAAACUGUAUUCAGAACUAUGUCAGGGCAUCGUGGACGUGGCCAUUUCAAGCGUGUACACCCUGAGCAGCGGCAGCGACUCCUCCUCCGCCUCCUCCUCCCCGUACUCGUCCUCCCCGUCGUCCCUGUUCUCCACCGGCUCCUGCUCCUCCCCCAAGCUGAGGGGACCUCUCCACGUGGGGCCGUUCACCCGGCUGUAGGCGCGCCCUAAACACACCGCUGUUAGAAGCUUCCUCCAUCCUGUCCUCAUUCCUGAACAGCACCUGAGAAGGGAAGCGUGGCUGCAAGCUGAGACCUGGGGGGGGAGUGUUGUUUUUAUGAAGUACAGAAAUACAAAAAGAGAAGGCUGUUCCUUUUGGUUCUGGAUCUUAAGGAGGAAAAGAUGGCAUGGAACUGUUGAGUUGAUGUGGGAGUUUGUGAAUCUGUGCCUGAUUUCCUCCCAGAUUCUCCUCCAGACGUGUCGGUGGGUGAGACGGAUGUAGAGAUGCUCCCAACGAGACUGUAGUGCCUUACAUUUCCACCCUCGCUCCCUUACAAAGACGGCCAAUUAGCUUGCUCUGUGAUUGACGUGGACUCGUUUCAUAAGCCUUUGCACUGUAAUACUACAAAAUCAAUGCUGUUAAUUUCAGUCAUAGAAAUAGCAUAGAGCAGAUUUUUGAUAUUUUAAUGAACUUGAAGAAUUAUGAGUCCAAUUUUAUCAACACUUUUUCUUAAUUUAUUUCAUUUUUUUUCCUUUUUGUUGCCCACUUGCAGCUCACCAAUACUUUGAAGGAAUUGAAAAUCGAGGAGAGCUCCCCAGUAUUAAGUUAAAGAGUAUUACACUAGUGUCUGGGUAAUUUGACACUCAGGCCUGGAUGUCAGCGUUUCUCUAAACCGGGGGUCGGCAACCCGCGGCUCCAGAGCUGCAUGCGGCUUUUUAGCACCGCCCUAGUGGCUUCCUGGAGCUUUUUCAAAAUUGUUUAACCUUUUUUUUCUCCUUUUUUUUCUUCUUUUUUCCCUUUUUUUCUUUUUUUUUCUUUUCCU